This is a messenger RNA of Ilyonectria robusta, 1399 nucleotides long. RefSeq lists its product as uncharacterized. NCBI's taxonomy places the organism in Eukaryota, Fungi, Ascomycota, Sordariomycetes, Hypocreales, Nectriaceae. The record is from RefSeq and is a predicted model, not a curated record. Bases 65 to 1225 code for a protein of 386 amino acids. The transcript has 2 exons.
GUGACGCUCCUCAGCUCAACCCAGUCCGUUCGUCUCCACUCAAAUUGAGAUUCUGGGCGGCAAAAUGGCGUCUCCUGUGACAAGACGAGAGUCGCGCCACUUCUCCUUCACCUCUUUGCCCACAGAAAUCCGCGACCUCAUCUACACAAACGUCUGGGCUCCCAGGUUGCGACUCCACGUUUUCUUCAAGAACGACCGUCUCGUGACUGCAGCCUGUCUGGGUGCGCAAACUGGGGAUGAAUCAAGUGGCAUCGGCGGUCCAUAUCCCACAGCGCCUGACAAUCACCGCGUGCCAAGUCAAGAGGAAGAGGAUCUCGCUUUCAAAAGUCUUCGCAGGAAGGGUAGUCGCAAUUUAAUGAAAGCGAGGCUGCACUCAACCUGGGGGAAUCACUACCGAUGUGAAGAAGAUUGGAAUCCAUUGCCAGGGCAUAUCAGUACUGAGCGAAAUGCAUGCAUCAGCCUUUUGCUAGUCAACAAGACAAUCUAUGCCGAAUCAAUCCGCUUCUUGAGCCAACAUCUAGAGAUUACAAUUACCGACACCGACACCGCCCUUUAUCUCAACGACGACCCCAAGCCUGUCAUACACGAUAGUCCACCGCCCAUGAUCCCUCGUCAACUUCUUCGUUCGAUUCGAUCUCUAAAUGUUACCCUUUUUGGGUCCGUUGAUCUCUUUAUCGCCCUAACAUUGGCAAGGGACUACAAUGCAACAACACCACUCGAGGUCGUGAGCCAGGAAUUUCAACAGAAGAUAAGAGCAACCGGGUAUGCUAGCCAAGAGCGUGCGGUAGGCCUGCUGCCCAAAGGGUGCCAAUGGCACCAAAUCUGGCCAGGCAUCGCCGCGUUACCACAUCUCGUCCACGUCAAUCUGUGGAUGGACCAUGGUGGUUUUGACAGUUGGUCAAACAUCAAUGAGCGGGCGAUAUUGGAGCCACUUCGGCGAGCAACAUGGUCGCCAGAGGUGGAACUUGUGGUAUACUUACCAAAGAUUGCCAGCGAUAAUAUCGUUCCCAGCGAGCAAUUUAAUGACAAUGACCAAGAUGGUUUGCAUUUCCGGAUAGUGAGGAGGGCCCGAUGCCCUGAUCGAAUAGCGGAAGAUGGCAGUACUUUUUUUAUUGUUCAUGACAUGUCGGCCCAGGAGCAGGAGGAAAUGGAUGACCACGGCCUGUGGUGGGAUCCAAGCACCAUGUCUACAGAGAGAGAUUUGAUGUAUCCCUUCGUGGUUUAAACUUAUGCGGAUUUUUCUUUUCUCAAUCAGAAUGUUAUGGCGAUAGGAGCACUCAGAUGUUGCGCAAUCAUUCCACGUCAAUAAUGACAUGCCCCCAGGUUAGAGUUAAAGAUAAUAUUUCAGCAGCCGUAAAGAUAUCUCGAGCGGUACUUAAUACAAUCCCAUUGAUUCAUU